Molecule: messenger RNA, 1194 nt
Organism: Oppiella nova
Lineage: Eukaryota; Metazoa; Arthropoda; Arachnida; Sarcoptiformes; Oppiidae
Source: the annotation of a GenBank genome assembly
AUCCAAGAGUUGGGCAAAGAAAACAAACACUUGAAAGGCAGUGAUCCCGGAGCCGAUGAUACGGCUGUUGUCAUGUAUACCUCGGGUUCCACGGGUGUCCCCAAAGGAGUGAACAUUUCGCACUCAAACAUCUUAUCUGCGAUUAAAGGCUUCAAUUCGAUGUUAACUGUUCUCGAAGAGGAAGACCUAUACUGCGCUUACCUACCGAUGGCUCACAUCAUGGAAAUGGUGGUCCAGAUGUUGUUUAUGGCCAAUGGUUUGCCGAUUGGUUUCGCCACCACUAAUACGCUGACUGACCAGUCAAAUGGCCUCAUGAAGGGAACCAAAGGAGACCUCACUCUACUUAAGCCGACUGUUAUGCCGGCCGUUCCCCUCGUGUUAGACAGACUCCGGAUCGGCAUCGAAACCAUUGCCCACCGAAAUGCGAUCACAAAACUAAUUUUCAACUUUUUCUACCACCAGAAAGAGUUUUGGACUAAAUAUGGAUUCAAGACUCCAAUCAUUAACUAUAUAUUGUGUAAUCGAUUCAAAUUUGUUUUGGGAGGAAAAGUGCGAUUUGUAGCCAGUGGUGGGGCACCCCUUUCCCCCUAUACCCACCAAUUCAUUCGCAAUUGCUUUAAUGUGACACUAAUUCAGGGCUAUGGUCUGACGGAAACGUGUGCGGCCGGCACUGCCAACGACUUGGAUGACACGAGCGUCGGGUUUGUGGGCCCACCCCUCGAUGGGAUUCAAAUUAAAUUAGUGGAUUGGGUUGAAGGCAACUAUAAGUUGGAUGACCAGCCAAACCCCAGAGGAGAGGUGGUGGUCGGCGGCAAUAAUGUGGCCAAAGGUUACUUCAAAAACGACAAAUUGACUGAAAUGUCGUUUAAAGUGGAGGACGGCGUUCGCUGGUUCUACACGGGAGACAUCGCUGAGAUAUAUCGGGACGGAAACGUCCAAAUAAUUGACCGCAAAAAGGAUAUCAUAAAACUGUCGAAAGGAGAAUACAUAUCAUUAGCUAAAGUCGAAGAGAGCCUUAAGAAGGAUGACUUUGUGGACAAUUUGUGUGUUUAUGGGAAUCCAAUGUAUGAUUAUUUGGUGGCACUAAUUUUGCCAAAUAAACCGGAAUUGAAAGCAUUGGCUAAUAGUUUAUCCAAACCUGAGUUGAGUUUUGUGGAGUUGUGUAAAGACAAUGAUAUCAAUGCAAAGAUUUUG